AUGAAACUAGAUGCGCUCCACCAAUCCCCUGCAGAACCAGUAGCGCUCCACCAAUCCCCUGCAGAACCAGUAGCGCUCCACCAAUCUCCUGCAGAACCAGUAGCGCUCCACCAAUCCCCUGCAGAACCAGUAGCGCUCCACCAAUCCCCUGCAGAACCAGUAGCGCUCCACCAAUCCCCUGCAGAACCAGUAGCGCUCCACCAAUCCCCUGCAGAACCAGUAGCGCUCCACCAAUCCCCUGCAGAACCAGUAGCGCUCCACCAAUCUCCUGCAGAACCAGUAGCGCUCCACCAAUCCCCUGCAGAACCAGUAGCGCUCCACCAAUCCCCUGCAGAACUAGAUGCGCUCCACCAAUCACCUGCAGAACCAGUAGCGCUCCACCAAUCCCCUGCAGAACCAGUAGCGCUCCACCAAUCUCCUGCAGAACCAGUAGCGCUCCACCAAUCUCCUGCAGAACUAGAUGCGCUCCACCAAUCACCUGCAGAACCAGUAGCACUCCACCAAUCACCUGCAGAACCAGUAGCGCUCCACCAAUCACGAUGCACAUUUAGGAGUGUGAGGCGAGGCACCGAACUUCAUCUUUGCAAUUGCUCAGUGUGCAUCAUUCUGGCAACUCAUUUGGCUCCAUUAAUUAACAAUAUUAACCCCCCUAAAAACAAAAAGCCGCUAACACCCUCUCAACCAACUAAGCAGACUUUGAACCUGAUCACCGCAGAGAAUGACAUUCUCCUUCACACCGUAAAGUUCACUGUUCUUAAAAUACCUCAUCUGGUCUGUUGA
This is a messenger RNA of Procambarus clarkii (red swamp crayfish), 780 nucleotides long. NCBI's taxonomy places the organism in Eukaryota, Metazoa, Arthropoda, Malacostraca, Decapoda, Cambaridae. The record is from RefSeq and is a predicted model, not a curated record.